AUGUUUGUCAACUUCUUUCUUCUUCCCCUGUUUUUCUUCUUCACUUCUACGUUAGUUGCAGCAGUUUCAGCCACCAGCAUCAUCUCUCCAUCAUGUCCAGUGAACUUCACGUACAUGGAUACCUUCCCAUGGCAGAAAUCCUACUGCAUCCACGACCCGUACUCUCUCGACUGCUGCCUUCGAAUCCACGCUCUCAUCCAUGUCGGAUUCGCUCUAUACCUCAAACAAACCUUCAACUUCUUCCUUCCCAAUUCCUCCUCCCUUCCCCACUGUCUCUCAACUGUCCAACAAAAGCUCACCGAUGCAGGGCUCGAUCCAGCAGCCCACAUAUGCUUUAGAAACCCAUCUCUCAUCUUCCUCGCAAGCCCUACAACCUGCCCUGGAAUCUUCACUUUGAAAGACUGGAACAAAACGGUCGGUACAACUCCUUCAUUGACCACUUCUUGUGAAGCAGAUCUAACGAGCUCCACCAGCUGCAAUACAUGCUUCGAGGAAGUUGAUAGCGUGAGUACUCGAAUGUCAGCACAUUCGAGUUCUAAUCGCACCGACUGUUUCGUCUUCUCUUUGUUGUAUGCUGUUGGGAUUGUUAAUCAGUAUGGCCCUUUGGAUGACAGAACGUCAAAUUGCAUUUACUCCCGGCUUACAGCUGAACUAGAGCCUCACACAGGCAGCCAAGAAAAGGGUCGGAGCAGCAGAGGAAGGGUGUUUCAAAUGGCUUUUGGUGUAAUUGGAGGUUUGGUUCUAGCAAUUGGAUUGGCAAUGGCAUUGGUUUGUAAGACUAGGUUGCGUAAUUGGAGAAGGCUCAAUGCUCCGGAUUUGGAUAUUUCCAACGAAAGUGAUAAUCUUUUGCUGGCUCAAAUUGGUAUCAGACUGUUCAGUCUGAAAGAGUUGGAGCAGGCGACAAAUGGGUUUUCGAAGUUGCUGGGGAAGGGGACUUUUGGGGUUGUGUACAAAGGAACACUAGAUGAUGGCAGUGAAAUUGCUGUCAAAGAGCUUCUAAAGCAGAUCGAGUCCUACGAGGAUGAGGAGGACGACCGAGGAUUCGCCAACGAGGUUAGGGUCAUAAGCAAGAUCAAACACAGGAAUCUGCUCCCCCUACAAGGCUACUGCGAUGACACGAAAGAGCGGAGGAGGUUUCUUGUGUACGAAUUCAUGGCGAAUGGCAGUGUUGCAGAUCAUUUAUCCAAUGUGACAGCCAGAAUGCAGUUUUGCUGGGAGCAGAGGAAGAACGUGAUUCUUGAUGUGGCUAAAGCGAUUUGCUACUUGCACUGUGGGGUGAAGCCUGCGAUCUAUCAUAGAGACAUCAAAUCGAGCAAUGUACUUUUGGAUUCAGAUCUAAGAGCUAAAGUCGGUGAUUUCGGUCUGGCCAGGCAAGUUACAGAUGAUGGAAGCUCCCAUGUCACUACAAGGCUGGCUGGCACACAUGGGUAUUUAGCACCCGAGUAUGCAAUGUAUGGACGCUUGACCGAAAAGAACGAUGUUUACAGCUUCGGUAUUCUAAUACUCGAGAUCGCGUCAGCACGAAAGGUGAUUGACAACUCGAACUUUAGUAGCUCAUCGUCAUCGGCAGUAGUGUUGAUCAGGGAUUGGGCGUGGAAUCUAGUGAAAUCGGGCAACGUGGACCAAGUUUUCGACGAGACACUGAUGUCGAAAGAUGAGGAGUACUACUGUAGAGGAGAGAUGAGGAGGUUCGUACUAGCGGGGAUUCUUUGUGCACAUGUCGUUGCUGAUCACAGGCCUACAAUGGCCGAGGCUUUGAGGAUGUUGGAGGGUGACAGUUGA
This is a messenger RNA of Linum trigynum, 1782 nucleotides long. The record is from the annotation of a GenBank genome assembly. NCBI's taxonomy places the organism in Eukaryota, Viridiplantae, Streptophyta, Magnoliopsida, Malpighiales, Linaceae.